Molecule: messenger RNA, 4734 nt
Organism: Betta splendens (Siamese fighting fish)
Lineage: Eukaryota; Metazoa; Chordata; Actinopteri; Anabantiformes; Osphronemidae
Gene: edrf1
Product: erythroid differentiation regulatory factor 1
Exons: 24
Coding region: 364-4170 (1268 amino acids)
Biological process (GO): positive regulation of DNA-templated transcription
Source: RefSeq, a predicted model, not a curated record
GCUGCUUGCAGUAGCUUGUCGGUGACAGACUAGUGGGCAGAGGUGAAGCUGCAGGGUUUUUUAACCGGUCGGUUAAUUCUCAUUAUUAACUUGAUACUAAGCUUAAAACAGCACACGCUACUUCUCAUGUAAAACGCGUUCAUCUUCACACUUUUUGUAGGUCUACUCAGACACCGUUGUUUAUGUGCAACCUAGCCUGUCAAGCUAGCAACUGGUACCUGUAACUUUAUAACCACAAGGGACGUGUCUCUGUCGCUGUGUAACUAAUGUACACACUACCCGUGUCCUCCCGUCAGAUAAUGGAUAGGGUGUCUUCAUAUUAAGAAACCUGUGCCAGUCGGAUUCAGAGCUGGUGUGUCCAGUAUGAGUGGAUUUGCUGCGGACAGAGAGCCUGGGAUCCCCUUAGAUAACAGGAAGGAGGAAUGUUCUGGUACUGGCUCUGGCUGCACAGAAGAGAACAGUAAACAUGAUUCUGCAGCAUAUUUGGGCAACGAAAUAAAGAGUCGUGCUGUGGUCAAGUACUCUGCCGCCCCACCUCCAGCCAGCUAUGCCCUGCUGCAAGAGAAGACUGACCUUAAGCUGCCUCCUGCCAACUGGCUGAGAGAAAACCCCCAGCUGGGCAGUGCUGGCACCACUAUUUUAGGGUCCAGCAGCAAGAGCAAACCCUUUUCCAGUUUUGGGAUGGCCUAUGACUUCAUUGACUGCAUCGGGGACGAUGUUGACGUGGUGUCAGAUUCUGAGAACAUCAAAAAGCUAUUGAAAAUUCCGUACAGUAAGUCUCACGUCAGUAUGGCAGUUCACCGUGUCGGUAGGACACUGCUUUUGGAUGAACUGGACAUUCAGGAGCUUUUCAUGAGGUCCUCUCAGACUGGAGAUUGGACAUGGCUAAAAGAGUUUUAUCAGCGGCUAAUAGAUCAGAAGUGGCAGAGGAAAAAGAAGAGUAAAGAGCACUGGUAUCAGAAAGCAAUCCUGUCAAAGUUCCUUUACUACAGUAUAAAUGGUGAUGGGGCUGCAGAGUCUGUACCAGACAACCUAAAUGAAGGGGAGGAGGAAAACGGGGCAGAGGGGUUCAGCCCAUCAUGGCCUACCACCUUCACCAGCACACCACCUGAUCCCGAAGAAUCACAUGGUCACAAACAGGAAAAUGCUUCUGUGGACAGCAGCUUUGCUUUGGGACAUGUGACGUCUGUACAGAAUGUACAAGAGCAAAACCUCCUGACACUGUUUGAUGAAGGCGAGAACAGCCAGGGCUUAAAAAAUGACUUUGUGCGCAACAUCAUGUGGACGUUUGAAGAUAUCCACAUGUUGGUUGGCUCCAAUAUGCCUAUUUUUGGGGGUGGCCGCUAUCCUGCUGUCAGUCUGAGACUCAGGGACAACAAUAAGCCAAUCAACAUUCUGACAGGUAUUGAUUACUGGCUGGACAAUCUGAUGUGCAAUGUUCCAGAACUCGUCAUGUGUUUUCACGUCAAUGGCAUCGUUGAGAAAUAUGAGAUGAUAAAAACAGAAGACAUCCCUCAUCUGGAGAACUCAACCUUUUCCACAAGGGUGGUGAAAGACAUCGCUCAGAAUGUCCUCUCCUUCCUGAAGUCCAACUGCACCAAAGAGGGUCACACCUACUGGCUUUUUAAAGCUAGUGGGAGUGACAUUGUGAAGCUUUAUGAUCUUACAACUCUGUGUGAGGAGGCUGAAGAAGAAAAAUAUCAAAAUCCAUUCACCCUUCCUGUGGCUGUCUUACUCUACAAAGUGGCAAGUAACUUGAUACUGAAGGCAAGGCAAAACCGAAAGCACUACGGCACAAUCAGAACUCUGCUUUUAAACUGCAUCAAGCUUCUAGAUCAGGAGAGACAUCCUCAGAUCAUCGCUUCAGCCCACUACAUGCUGUCAGAGCUCUUCCAGCUUGACGAGCCACUCGAAGAAGAUGGAGAGGAGUCGCUCCGCGGUGGGGGCUCAGAGGACAGCUACAGUGAGGAAGACGAGGAUCUGACAGAGGACAGCGACGAGAACGGCUCCUUCGCUAACUGCUCCAGACCACAGGACGACAGCAAAGCUGUGGCUGUGAUCCGCUCUGUGGGGGAGUUGUCAGUCCCAGAGAAGUACAAAUCCACCCAUCUGAUCAGACCAAACUGUGCUUUUCCAAUAUCUCAAGACAAGGAGGAACGAUGCAGACAUGUCCUGAGCUACGUACUAAAGGGGUUGAAGGCAGUGGAUGGCAGCAUUAAAAAGGAGAGCGACCUCCCUGCUGCAGACCCUAAUAUUCCCAUACCUCUUCAGUAUGAGGACAGAAGUGCCAUGGGAGCCUGUGCAGCUGAGAAAGGCAUCUCUCUUCCUAUUGAAAGAGCAUGUCCAGUGCAGAAAGACCAGAAGCAUCCCACGCGCUCAGGGAUGAUCCCGGGCUCAUGGCAGCACCGCAUGAAGCUGCAGCUCUUCCUCAAAGCCUCCAAGGCGUACUAUGUCUUGUCUGAUGCAGCCACCAACCUGUUGAAGUAUGGACGGGCCCUGCGCUACAUCAAGCUAUCUCUGCAGUGCUAUGAUGCCUAUUGCUCAGUGAGCGGUACACUGCACCCACAUGUGUUGCAGUUUCACAGCCAGUGUUUGUCCCUCUGUGGAGACAUCCAGCUGAUGUUGGCACAGAACGCCAGCAACAGAGCGGCUUACCUGGAAGAAUACAGCUACCAGACCAAAGAUGACCAAGAGAUCCUGCACAGCCUGCACAGAGAGUGCAGCUGCCAGGCCUUCAACAUGGCAACAGAUUUGGCCAUGGACCCGGAAUACCAGCUGUUUGUUAGCACCAAAUGCUACGAAGCAGCUUAUGAACUGCUCGUUUCUGAGGUGUUGAAAGACCAAGCUCCAGAUCAGCUGGCUCAGGUGCGCAAAAGACUGGGGAACAUCCGCAACGAGAUGGGAGUCUACUACAUGAACCAGGCUGCAGCUAUGCAGACUGAGAAUGAAGGUGCGCUUGCGCUAGAUGGGUUUGCCCCUUUUGUUCAUUUUCCCUUGUCUAACUGUGUUUCUCCUUCUCACCCUUUAGAAAAGAAAUCGGUGUCCACAGCAGAGCAGGAACUGUGGAAAAAGAGUUUCUCCUUCUUUGAGAAAGGCAUGCAGGACUUUGAAGCCAUCAGGGACAACACCAACACUGCCCUGCUGCUGUGUAAUACUGGGCGGCUGAUGAGAAUCUGUGCCCAGGCCCACUGUGCCGUCUCUGCUGACCAGUGCAGAGGGGAGUUCUCACCUGAAGAGGCACUUUACUAUAACAAGGCCAUAGAUUACUACACGCGGGCUAUGAAGUCACUAGUGAGCCGAGAGACCCACCCAGCAGUGUGGGACAGUGUAAACUGGGAGUUGUCCACCACCUAUUUCACCCUUGCCACACUCCUCCAGGACUACGCUCCGUUGUCCAGAAAGGCCCAGGAGCAGAUUGAGCGGGAAGUGACUGAUGCGAUGAUGAAAUCCCUGAAGUACUGUGACCUGCACACUGAGUCGGCUCGUCAGCCACUAUACCAGUACAGAGCUGCCACCAUCCACCACCGCCUGGCCUCUAUGUACCACAGCUGCUUCCGCAACCAAGUGGGGGACGAACACUUGAGGAAGCAGCACCGAAGCCUAGCAGAGCUUCAUUACAGCAGGGCUGUCUCUUUAUUCAUCAGCCUCAAAGACGCACCAUGUGAGCUUCUCCGCGCACUUCUAGAGCGAGUGGCCUUUGCAGAGUUUACUAUGGCAGGCCAGAGCAGCUGCGUGGCAAAGCUGAAAAGCCUGACUGCAGCUUUGGAGAUCAUGACAGACACUCGCUAUGCCUUCCAGCUGAUUGACAAGGAGCUGCAGGAGGAGCAGACAGAGCCUGAUGGCCCAGACCAGGCUGAACCAGAACGGUCGUUGGAUGUGGCCUCUGGCUCCGCGUCAGGACUGAACCUUGAGGAAGUGAAGAAGUUGAUUGGUGUGUUUGAGCCAAGUUUCUCCUUCCUGCUGCUGCAGGUCAUCAAACUGAUGGCAACAACGAAACGGAAAUCGAGCAAGAUGGAUGAGGAGCUGUUGAAACGGUACAAGAGCGUCUACUCUAAGCUGUUGCGGGCUGAGAAGAGCGCACCCCUCCACACCCAGGUCAGACUUUACAUGGAGCUCCUGCAGGAGCUGACCACACAGACAGACAGCAGUAACCCAGGUGCCAGUUCAUGAUAACGACAUGAACCAUUACAUCGAAGACUUGGAUUUGCUCUCUGAUGCUCACUGGACACCAGGACACAGAUUUUGAGGAUUAUUUCACAACUGUCUUCUCACAAGUGCUUUGACAUAAAACUUAUUAAGACACUGUUUUACUUUAAUUUACCUUCAAAGCUAAUUUCACCUCUUGCGCCUUUAAGAGUCAACAUUUGCAUCACAGGUUUCAAAUUGCACAUUUUGCAAAUAGUUGUACAGCAUGUUCAGAAAAUGUUGAAAUUCACUUUUGUUCAGGCAGUUUUGGGUCAUGGACCGGAUAAUGUUCCUCUAAUUGGAAUUGUGCUGAGUGUAUGUCACCUGGAAUCUCUCACUUUUACAACACUUAAAUAUCAGUGUUUUCAGAGCUGACGGGUAGAAAUAAGCUAAAACGUGUUAUUUGCUUUCCAAAAUAACUGUGUGCAAUAGUUUGGCAGCAUUCAGUGAAACCUCAGAGCCUAGUUUGUUCACAUUACUGUAUUUAUAAAUGCCUUUCUAUCUGAAUGGUUUGCUGUGAAGAAAAUAAAGGUGCAUUUUUCAAAUUUU